Molecule: messenger RNA, 302 nt
Organism: Prorocentrum cordatum
Lineage: Eukaryota; Dinophyceae; Prorocentrales; Prorocentraceae
Source: the annotation of a GenBank genome assembly
GCAAGAUGAUCGAGGCACUUUGGAGUCAGUGGAGCAAAGGGUUCACCCAGAAAGAGACGGACGGCUCCGUGAGGGACCGCUGGCUUGACAAGGACAUGAACCACACCCCGGGCGACUAUCACACGCACCUCUCCGUGCAGGCAGUUCCCCGCAAGUUUUUCAGCCAGCCCAUCCGAUCCACAGGUUCCAGCUAUCCAGGACCGGACGGCGUCCUGUUUAAAGCAGAGAGGAAGGCGGAGUAUUUGGCAACGGGUGCCUUUCAAGACGCAUUUACUGCAAUGACCAGCGAUGCUGGGCUGCAG